Heterocephalus glaber (naked mole-rat) is the source of this 7543-nucleotide messenger RNA. It is a transcript of the gene Il31ra, whose product is annotated as interleukin 31 receptor A. NCBI's taxonomy places the organism in Eukaryota, Metazoa, Chordata, Mammalia, Rodentia, Bathyergidae. Gene Ontology annotation, molecular function: protein binding. The record is from RefSeq and is a predicted model, not a curated record.
AUGUUCAGUUAUGUGGAAGCUCCUAGAACCUUCUCCUAUGGGUUUUUAUGGAGACUUCAUUGCAUGGGCAUGAUUGCUGAUAGACUGGUUAAUUCAGGAACAAUGUGGAUCUGGGCACUGUGGCUAUUCCCUUUACUCUGCAAACUCAGCCUGACAGCCCUGCCAACUAAACCUAAGAAUAUUUCAUGUGUCUUAAAUGGCGUUAAUUUAAUUUGCACUUGGAGUCCAAAGAAGGAAGCCAGUUUUACUGAGUACAUUGUUAAUGCAUCUUGUAAAUGUGGAGGAAGCAAAAACAAUUACACUUGUACAUCCAACAGUUCUACAGGUGCCUUGUGCUCUUUUUUGCAUCAAAUUAUAGCAGCUCCAGCUCAUUGUACCAUUGUAGUGGAAGCUCAAAAUGCAGAUGGGAUAAUUAAAUCUGACACUACACAUUGGUCAUUAAAUGACAUAUUGAAAACUAUACCACCUAAGAUUUUAAGUGUGAAGCCAGUUUUGGGCAUCAAAAAAAUGCUUCAAAUACAGUGGGAACUCCAUGCAUUAUCAGAUGACUUAAAAUAUAUACUUCGAUUCAAGACAGUCAAUAGUACUCAUUGGAUGGAAGUCAACUUCAGUGAUGUUGAGGUCUACAACCUCACAGGGCUGCAGGCUUCUACUGAAUAUGUCAUUGCUCUGCGUUGUAAAACCAACAAGUCAAGAAUUUGGAGUGACUGGAGCCAAGAGAAAACGGGAAUGACAGAGGAGGAAGUUCCACAUGUCCUGGAUCUGUGGCGCAUUUUGAGACCAGUUGAAGAGGAUGGAAGAAGGCCAGUGCGGUUGCUGUGGAAGAAGGCAAAAGGAGCCCCAGUUCUGGAGAAAACACUUGGCUACAACAUUUGGUACUUUCCAGAAAACAACACUAAUGUCACAGAGAUGAGGACUACUAACCAGACACUUGACCUGUGUCUCAGAGGCGAGACCUAUAGGGUGUCUGUGAUUUCAUAUAAUUCUCUUGGGAACUCUAUACCAGUUACCCUGAGGAUUCCAGAUAUUCAUGAGAAGGCAUUUCAGUGUAUCAAGGCUAUGCAGGCCUGCCUUGUUCAAGACCAGCUGGUGGUGGAGUGGCAAUGUUCCUGUCUGGAGGUAGAAACAUGGAUGGUUGAAUGGUUCCCAGAUUUGGACUCAGAGCUCUCUGCCUUUUCCUGGGAAUCUGUGUCUCAGGCUAAGAACUGGACAAUCCAUCAAGAUAAAUUAAAACCCUUUUUGUGCUAUAACAUUUCUGUGUAUCCAGUGUUACAAGACCGAGUAGGAGAGCCAUAUUCCAUCCAGGCCUAUAGCAAAGAAAGUAUCCCAUUACGAGGUCCCGAAACCAAGGUGGAAAACAUUGGUGUGAAGACAGUCACCAUCUCAUGGAAAGAGAUUCCCAAGAAACUGAGAAAUGGUUUCAUCAGCAACUACACCAUAUUUUACCAAGCUGAAGGUGGAAAAGAAUUCUCCAAGACAGUCAACUCCAGCACCCUACAUUAUGGCCUGGAGUCUCUGACACGAAAGACCUCUUACACUCUUCAGGUCAUGGCCAGCACCAGAGCUGGGGGGAAAAAAGGGGACAUGAUAAAUUUCAAGACAUUGUCAAUCAGUGUCUUUGAGAUUGUCCUUAUAACUUGCCUGGUUGGAGGAGGUCUUCUUAUGCUCAUCAUCUUCACGAUGGUUUCUGGUUGCAAAAAACCAAGCAAGUUGACUCAACUAUGUUGGCCUGAUGUCCCCAACCCUGCUGAAAGUAGUAUAGCCACAUGGCUUGGAGCUGAUUUCAAGAAUAAAGUAAAUCUGAAGGAGUUUGAUGACUCUGUGAACACAGAAGACAGGAUCCUAAAAUUGUGUUCUGCUCCUACUGACCUCAUUGACAAAUUGGUGGUGAACUUUGGGAAUUUUCUGGAAGAGGCUUCCAUAGAGGUAGCUGGAAAAAGUCAGGAAAACAUUUUGGGAGUAGAAAAGAAUGAAUAUGUGACUGCUCCCUAUGGAUCUGACUGUCCCCAAGGGAAGAGUUUUGAGGAGCCCCUGGCUUUAACUGAGAAUCCUCUCAGAAAAUCUCAACACCUAUAUUCGGGAAUGGCAGAAGAGAUCUGCUCAGGAGCCAAAGAAGAACUUCCCUCUUCUGGUCAAAGUAUAGGACCAGGCCAUAUCUGUGGAGACAGAGCACAAAAUCCAUAUUUGAAAAAUUCAGUGACAACCAGAGAGUUUCUUAUGCUUGAAAAACUUCCAGAUCAUACCAAGAGAGAAGUCUAAAUGCCUCCACGGUGUAGACCCCGGGAAUUUCAAUUGGAUGACUCUUAACUGGAAAAAAUACCAUGAUUUAGCAAGAGGUGCUUCUUCAUCUCCUUCCCCAUUCGGGCUGAGUUAAAGAGCAUCUCCCUUGCCCUGAGCUGCUUGUUGAGCCUGGCUUUCAAAAACGCAAACAUGUGCUGGAAAGAAGGGACACUAGAAGUCUGAGUGAUUUGGAGGGGAAAAGCCAUUUCUUUUCUUUUGUUCAGAUAAUAAGCUCUUGCUGAGGUUUCCUAACACACUGACUUUGAAGAAAGGAUCUAGGUUCUGAACUCAAAGUACCCUGACAUACCUGGUCUUCCUCAGGAAUGGAGUGAUGGUCGCAGCCUUUGCUGGGGACACCCUCAGAGUUCCAGGAGGAACUGUGCCCCCAGGAACGCUUACUGACAGUUCUUUGGUUGGCACUUGGCCAUCUGGUGAGAACCUCGGCUUUGCCCCUUCCUCCCAAGUAACCCUGAAAUCUUACUCUUGUCAAUAGAGGUGGCAGGAAGUACAGUUGUCUUUCCCAAAGGUAUACCUGAGGCUCCUCAUUGUCUUUGCUAAAUCUCAAGCAUCUGCAACACCCCACCAAGGACUCUAGGUUUUGUUUUGUUGUUUUUUUUGUCAGUGCUACAGAUUGAACCAGGGCAUCAUGCAUUUAGGUAGGUGGUCUACCAUUGAGCUACACUUCCAGCCCUUUACCCCUGGUUUGUAGUGCAUUAACUGCUAAAAACCAAGGAAUGAGAGAAGGUUUCAGUACACUGGGAGUGGACUCCCAGGCUGGGCAGCAGGUCUGUCCCAUCUGCAGGUCAUUUCCCAGCUCUUGCUGCCCUUGUGCUGGGAGUAGAAAGGCACCAGACCUGGAAGUCUGGUGUAUGGCCACUAACCCUUCACACUGGCUCGGAGCCCAGGAAUGCUUACUGAAUACACCUUUAAAAGGCCUCUUCUCAGCAGGAGCUGAGCAGGGACAAGGAAUGGGUUAUGAUUAACAACUCUGCUGCUUUAUUGCAAGGACUUCUGCUUUUUUGCUCCAGUAAUAGUGAACCUUUGGGAAAAGUGCUGAUCACAGGAUCAUUUGCUGAGAUCCUGGGAGCUGUAUGGCUGUCACUCAGCUCCCACCAUGACCCCAGUGUGGGAGGAGCCUGGUGACAUCAAGUUGGAUGAAGUAAUGAGUGAAGGGCCCUAGAUGCUAUAAACCAAGCAUUUCCAGCCAAAAAAGCUGGUUGAAUUUUUUUUCUAGGAGAAUUUAAGAAGUUAGUACUUAGAAGGUUGCACACACCUGAACUUCAUGGCCACAAAAUCAGGUGUGCAAAAAUAUCACUUUACCUUCUUAUAACUGAAUUUAUAAUUUAUAGCUAAAAUUAAUUAUUUCAAAAUAAUGGCCACCCAGCUUGGUGAUUUCUGAGUUCUUUGACUUUGUAAUUCAGUCACAGUUGGGACUAGUUUUCCUUGAGAUAAAUUCUGAGGGUGUUCAAUGGAGCACCACCCACGGGCCAGGGCUGGCCACUUAGUAGUGUCCUCUGGGAUCCUGUAUUUGUCCAGCCAUGGUUUUGUUGGUGGUCUUGUGUAUGUGCCUAUAGCCCCACCUGUCUCUAUUUGGACACUUCCCACUCUCCUUGGCUGUGUUCUUACUGGGGGCACAGGAAAGUGUGACUGUUCUCCCAAAGCUCUCUCCCACCUCAUCAGGUCUCAAGAGACUGUAGUCCCCUCCCAGGACUCAUCACCCUGGUUUACAGAACAGUGACUGCUGAUAGAUCAGGACAUGAGGGAGGCCCAAGGCAGGACAUUGGGGAAUAGGACCCUGGGGACUCUGGGUCACCCUUCUAUCCCUUUGUUCUGCUCCUAGUUCAGGAGUAGAAAGAGCCCCUCCCCUGCAAAGUGAUACUACAGAUCCCAUGGCUGCCCUGCUAUCUGCUCUCAGCCCUACUGCUGUGGCUCGGGCACUUCUGGGCUGCUUCUGCCCAGGGUUCCCCCGGUGCCCUUGUCCACACUUCACUUUGGAUUUGUGAACUUGCGGAGAAGAUUCUAUCCUUUCCUCCUGUCUUGGUCUGGAGUGGGGAGGGAAGGAGAGGUUACUCCCUGCCAUCACUACCCGCCCCCCCCGACCUUGACCUUCUGUCCAACUGUAGCUGAGGGAAUCUUCUCAAAUUCUGUGGGAGGUGGAUGGAGAGGGAAGAGCCUCAAAUGAGUCUUGCCACUUGUUUUCUUUUUUUUUUAGUCUUUCCACUUGUAUCUGUCUCACACUGGAUGAAGCUAAAAUCAAAGUAUCUGGUGCCUGCGUGUAGAGUAGGGUUCCAAAUGGCUCCUGUAAGUGGGUUUCAGAGAUGCCAGUGUUAUGCUUCUGGCUCCCUUCCUGGCUACCUUCUACAAAGUCAUCAAAGCUGGCUUAGUCAUCUGUUGGGCACUUUGCAGAUGCAACUUGGCCCUUCUCUCUUUCUUCUUCCCUAUUCUCACUUCUUGCCUCUUGUCUUCUGCUGCUUUUCCUGCCACUCCCAGGAUUUCUCAGCUUUUCAAAUCUUCCUAUUCUCCCUUUUCUCUCCUCUCCCACUUCCCAUCUGUUCACCAUUGGCCCUAUUUGUUUUUGCUGCUUUUGAGUGGUAGGGAUGUUGUAGGCCUCUACUUCAUCUCAGGUAGGCCCCGAGGUGGUCUCUUAGGAGCCAGUCUGAGGACAGUUUUCCCAUUCUAGGGCCACAUGCUGAGCUAUUGAGGGGUGAAGGCCUCCAUGCUGGGAAGCCACUGGUGAUUUUCUCUUCUGGACCAACUCACUGGGUGUUCCCACUCUCAGUGUCCUGGAAUGACUCUGUGGCCAGAGAAGACCAUCUGUGUGUUCUGUUUUCUGUCAAAGAGACCUAAUGAGGACACAAAUAUGACUUGUAUUUUAGCAAACAUUAAAAAAACAGACAAAAUUUCCAUUAGAGUUUUCUAGGGCUCUGGGAACCAUGUCAAUAGCUAUGUUAGUGGCCUUUCUUUCAUGAUAACAGAAAAACUUGAAAGAAUGACCUAGGAAACAAUCUGUGUUAAAAAAAAAAAAAAAAAGCAAAGCUGCUUUCUGGAGGUAGCAGUGUAAGCACACCGCGUGGGGGUUUUGGAAGAGGCUACAGAUGGACAUGUGAGAAAGGAAAAGCUCCUAGCAUGGAUUCCUCCACUUUCCCUGUUGUUCCUCAAGGUCCAGCCACCAAAGUCUCACCUGUCUUCUUCCCCAGGAAUGCCCUUAGUUACUGCUGCUGUGAGCACUGUGUUGCCCAGGGUCUCACACUGCAGCCCUCCAGCCAAAUCCUGCCCCUGUGUUUGUAGGGCUAUGAGCUAACAAUGAUACAAAUGUUUUUUAAAUGGUUGGAAACAAAAUAAAAAAAUAUCUUGUGACGUGAAGGCACAUGAAAUUCAAAUUUUAGUGUCCACAAAUCAAGCUUCAUUGGAACCAAGCCACACUCAUUAUUCAACACAUCAACAAUGGCUGCUUCCCCCAACAAAGGCAGAAUUGAGUAGUUGCAAUAGAGACUGUUGCUCCCACAGAGGCCCCUUGCAGAAAGUUUGUGGACACCUACAGUAUGUCAUACAUGUGAGGCUCAGACUGCUUUAUGUUUUAACUUUUAAUUAGCUCCUAGUUAAAAACAAAUCAAGAUAUGCCAUUUCUGGAUCUCCAGCUAAAUAAGGAUGCUGCUCUUAGAAGGGCACAGAUUCUCUGGCUUGCCCCAGUCCUCAUCACUUCCUGCUCCCUGCCCAUAGCUGAGGUGGCAAGUAGGCCCCUGUUUAUCACUUCCACCAGUGGUUCUCAACUAAGGUGACUUUGUCCUUCAAUCUCCAACUCACACUUAUGGCGAUACCUGGACAUAUUUUGAUUCCUGCAAGUAGGAGGGCAGGCGCUACUGGCAUCUAGUGGUUAGAAGCCAGCAGUGCUGAUGACUCUUCCUACAGUGUGCAGACUAGCUCUCACCAGUAAGAAUGAUCCUGAAAUAGGCCUACAAUGUCAGCGGUGCCACAGUUGUUGACUAAUUUCUGCCUUCAACGCCCACUGCAUUCACAUUCCAUAGAUAAAUCUAGUUCUUUCCUUAAAUGCCAAUUAUUAAUAUCAUUCUGCAUUCAUGGUGUAAUCUACUUGUGCUGAUACAUAUCUUCACCUACUUGCAAGUCAUGUAUUGAAUCUGUUGUGUUUCUCCCUUAUUUUCACAUUCUAUUUCACAUCUAAAAUUCAUGCAUGAACAUAGUGCAGAACAUUUUGAAUAGUCACAUGACUGUUCUGUGCUUGCAUGUUGUGGUUUGCUUAGACUGCCUGAGUUUAUACAAUUGUUACAAACAUCUUGCUAAUAUAGAGAGUAAUUGUAAUAUACAUUUUUAUAUAAAAUUUUCUUUUCCCACUUUUGACCUGUCUCCAUGGGGCUGUUUCCAAAAGUGAAUUGUAGGUCGUGAUUUUAUGGUUAUUGUCACUUCUUACAUAACUGCACCCCAGCAAAGGCUACCCUGAUUUUACAGGAUCAUCAGAGAUAUCAGGAAUCUUCUGUUCUUUUCUGCUGAUAAGCAGCUGUUCACUGCUGCAGUUGAUUUUGCCCUAUUUUUUAAAUGUAAAUGUUAAUUAUUGACAAGGCCUAUCUGUAAUCAGAGUGUGAGGCGAUGCUGGUGUCUUGCCUUCUUGUUGUGGGGUCCAGAAGGGUGGAGGAUGACAAAAAAUAUCAGUAGUCCUCUUUCCCUCUCACAUGUGACUAGACACUGCAGCCAGAGGGAGAGUUUGCUCAGGUGUGCAGACAGCCCAGACGUGCUGGGAGAGCCCAGAGGCCACACUUGCCAUCUGGACUAGCUCCCUGCAGAGCAGUUCCAGGCAGAUGCUGCCCUGUGCUGAUGAGGAGCACGUGGGAAGCAGCAAGGGGAAGGAUGAAGGAGAGGGCAAACUCUGCAGUCAGCAGGCUCCUGCAGUUGCUCAAGGGAAGUCAGAUGCCUGUGCUACAGAUUUCCUUUUUAGGAAUGGAAUUCUCUCUUCCUGCUCAACUUCAACAUAUGUGUGGGACAAAAUGCCAGAAGGAUUUCCUGAGGCCUAGACUUUAAAAUGAAAAUGUGCAAGCCAGAAGGGGUGUGCAGAGUAUUCUGAGUGAUCAUAGCAACAAAGAAGACUGAACCUGAGUCCCAGUCACCUGUUGGUAUAAUACCUGGUGCAUGUACAUGGAAAGGGUGUGAUAUUGAGGAUGAAACCAAGGUCAUUAUGAUGCGAAUAGCCUUUAGAAUGCUUUAUUGUAAAUGCAUUUCUAUUUAACCUUUAGAUAAUAAAGCUAUAAUACCA